This is a messenger RNA of Talaromyces rugulosus, 2385 nucleotides long. RefSeq lists its product as uncharacterized. The coding region runs from base 1 to 2385 and encodes 794 amino acids. Gene Ontology annotation, molecular function: ATP binding; ABC-type oligopeptide transporter activity; ATP hydrolysis activity. Gene Ontology annotation, cellular component: membrane. Gene Ontology annotation, biological process: transmembrane transport. The transcript has 2 exons. The record is from RefSeq and is a predicted model, not a curated record. NCBI's taxonomy places the organism in Eukaryota, Fungi, Ascomycota, Eurotiomycetes, Eurotiales, Trichocomaceae.
AUGCGCAGCUCCAAGCUGCUGGCUGCCCUGGACUCCAGGGCUGGCUCCAGACUUGCUCGUCCGAUCGGCGCACAGUGGUCUUUCACAGCUCGUUUCGACGCCGGUCAGAGCUUCCUAAAGUUGCGGAACUCGUCGACGCUCGCAUCGCCAAAGUUGCUACGCUCUGAUACGCUCGGCUUGCGCUCGGCAUCACAAGCAGCAUCCCUAUCCAACAACAGGUAUCAACACGAUGCGUCCUCUACGACGGUGCUAUCGCAGCUUCGGUUAUUUUCUUCAUCGCGAAACGUGAACGCUACGCAGCAGCAAUCGACACCCGAACCCGUUAAGACUGAGGAUCUCAAGAAGGAGGAUGAUCUCAAGAAGACGAGUGAUCCAACCAAAGAUGAGGAUGGCGAGCAGGGCUUUGAGAUCUCUGAAAGAGGUGCCCAAGCAGCUCAGAUAAAUCUAAGUGCGAAAUUGGGACGCGAUGCGAAAGAGCAAGGAAAGAAGCCCGCCUUCAGUGAAAUAUGGCGGCUUUUGAGAAUCGCUCGACCCGAGGCAAAAUCGCUCGCCCUUGCGUUUUUCUUCCUGCUCUUAUCCUCUGGUAUUACAAUGUCGGUUCCCUUCUCGAUUGGACGAAUCAUGGAUAUCGCGACCAAAGGAGAGAGCACAAAUGACCUCUUUGGUUUGAGUAUGCCAAUGUUCUAUGGUGCUCUUGCUGGAAUUCUCUGUCUUGGAGCUGCUGCCAACUACGGAAGAAUCAUCAUCCUGCGUAUUGUUGGCGAGCGAGUCGUUGCAAGACAGCGCUCAAAGCUAUUCCGUCGCACUUUUAUUCAGGAUGCAGAGUUCUUUGACGCCAACAGAGUGGGCGACUUGAUUUCCAGGCUUAGUUCUGAUACCCUGAUCGUGGGCAAGGCCAUCACCCAGAAUCUUUCUGAUGGUCUUCGAGCUGCUGUGAGUGGAACUGCUGGCUUUGCUGCAAUGACCUACGUCAGUUUCAAGCUAUCUAGCGUUUUGGCCAUCCUCCUACCUCCUAUUGGAAUAGCGGCUUUCUUCUAUGGCCGUGCCAUCCGCAACUUGAGCCGCAAAAUCCAGAAGAACCUGGGAACAUUAACUAAGAUUGCUGAGGAGCGACUCGGAAAUGUCAAAACAAGUCAGUCAUUUGCGGCAGAAGUGUCCGAGGUCCAACGGUAUAACAAGCAGGUCAGGACGAUCUUCGAUUUGGGCAAAAAGGAAUCGCUCAUUAGCGCAACCUUUUUCAGUACGACUGGUCUCAUGGGCAACAUGACUAUCCUUAUCCUCCUAUACGUUGGAGGUGGCUUGGUUCAGUCUGGUGGAAUCACCAUUGGAGAGCUAACCUCGUUUCUGAUGUAUACUGCCUACGCUGGAUCAAGUCUAUUUGGUCUCUCCAGCUUCUACUCUGAAUUAAUGAAGGGUGUUGGUGCCGCUAGCCGGCUGUUCGAGCUUCAGGACAGACAACCUAAAAUCUUACCUACCGUCGGUGAAAAGGUCGUGACUGCUCGAGGCCCCAUACGAUUCGAGAAUGUCGACUUCAGCUAUCCUACCAGACCUGCAGUCAACAUCUUCAAUAAUCUCAAUUUCGAAAUCCCGCAAGGAUCCAACGUGGCCAUCGUUGGACCUUCUGGCGGAGGUAAAUCGACAAUCGCCUCCCUCUUGCUACGCUUUUAUAACCCCAACAGCGGCCGCAUUCUCAUCAAUGGCAAAGACAUUUCUAAAAUGAAUGCCAAAUCAUUACGUCGGAAAAUCGGCGUUGUGUCCCAAGAGCCCGUGCUAUUCUCGGGUACCAUCGCUGAGAACAUUGCGUAUGGCUUACCAAAAGCCACAAGGACCGAAAUUGUGAUCGCGGCCAGAAAGGCCAAUUGCCAGUUUAUCAGCGAUUUCCCGUCUGGGCUUGACACACAUGUUGGUCCUCGUGGGGCGCAGUUGUCAGGAGGGCAAAAACAACGUAUCGCUAUUGCUAGGGCCCUGAUCAAAAACCCGGAUAUCCUCAUUCUUGACGAAGCCACCUCGGCCCUAGAUGCCGAGUCGGAGACGCUGGUGAACAGUGCACUCGCGUCACUUUUGCAGGGAAACAACACUACUAUCAGCAUUGCUCAUCGUCUUUCUACCAUCAAACGUUCCGACACCAUUGUUGUGUUGGGCAAUGACGGCAAAGUUGCAGAGAUUGGCUCCUACAAGGAUCUCAGCUCUCGACCAGACGGUGCAUUCACCAAGCUGAUGGAAUGGCAAAUGACCGGAGGCGAAACUGUACCUCAGCCUCUUAACAAGUCACCUUCCUUUGAAGAGCAAAUGGAAGAACUGGAGAGGAAGGAACGCGAGGUUGACACUGAGGCAACAGAGCAUGAAGAUGGGGGUCCUGGACAAAAAGUGACCAAAGAGAUCUAG